AACCAUAUUUAAAGUAGUAGUAGUAAUUUUUUUCAUUUUCAAAGUUGAACAAGUCAAAGAAAUAUACUAAUGAGCUAAUUGCAAUCAUCUUCAAUUUUUUAUUAGCAAGUCCCAAGAACUUUCCCUUUUCUCUACGUUCUCAACACACCACAAAUCAACUCUCUCAACCCAAAAUCCUUAUCAUCAUCACAAAACCAAACUCUUCUUCCUUCUUCACUCUUUCACUAUUCCACAAACUCACACACACCCUUCAACUUCCACACCACACACACACUCUCAUCACCAAAAAAAAAUUAAAAAUGAAACCAUUAAUCAACUUCAAAACCUUCAUCACCACUCUCAUCUACUUUUCCAUUUCCCUCCAUAGCCUUCAAGCAUACGUCCCAAUUGACCUUUUUACCCUCAGUUGUGGCACAGAAGGAAACUCUACCGACGGACAAAGAAUAUGGACAGGAGACACAAGCUCAAAACUUUUGUCAUCAUCAUCUCAAAACAACCCAACAACAACACAAAAAUCUUCAACCAACAAAAUCCCAUAUUCAACAGCACGUUUAUCACACACAAUAUUCAACUACUCUUUUCCCGUCACUACAGGUCCUAAAUUCCUCCGUCUUUUUUUCUACCCUUCUACUUAUACCAACGGUUUUAACCGUCACGACGCUUCUUUCACUGUUAUUUCCAACGGUUUCACACUUCUUAAGGAUUUUAAUGCUUCAUUAAACGCUGAUGUCGAAGGUGUUGAUACUUUAUUGAAAGAAUAUGUUAUUAACGUUGGUGAUGAUCAAAGGCUUGAUUUGAGUUUCAUUCCAAGUACUGGAAAUUCUAAUAACUAUGCUUUCAUUAAUGGAAUUGAAGUCUUAUCUAUGCCUAGUGAUCUCUAUUAUACAGCACCCACUGAUCCUGGAAUUUCACUUGUGGGGACCACUAUCACACCUGCAUAUACUAUUCCAACAACCGUUGCACUAGAAACAGAUUACAGGAUCAAAGUUGGAGUGCAACCAAACGCACCAGACAUUCAAGACACAGGCAUGCUCAGAAGCUGGAACACCAAUGACACAGACUAUUUAAAAACUCCAACAGCACGUGACUUCGUCUCAGGAGAUGUAACACGUACGAGUAAUAUCACUGUAACCCCCGAUUACGUGGCACCAAAAGAACUCUUCAAAUCAUCACGUGACUUAGGCACAAAUUCCACUCUCAACCAACUCUUAAACCUGACUUGGGUAUUCCCUGUUGAUUAUGGAUUCUAUUACUUGAUCAGGCUCCACUUCUGUGAACUCGACCCCGACAUAACUAACACGGGUGAUAGAGUGUUUACCAUCUAUUUACAAGGAAACGUGGCGGAACAACAAGCUGAUGUUAUGAAAUGGACCCUAAAUAAAAAAGGAGUUGCUGUGCAACGAAACUACGCCAUUUCAAUUCCAAAGAGUAAUAACAACGGUAACAAAAAAGUUAACCUCUCUCUUCAAAUGCAUCCUCUUAGUAAUAAUACACGAGAAACUGUAUACAGUGAUCCAUUUUUAAAUGGACUUGAAAUUUUCAAGAUCAGUGAUUACAGUUUGAAGAAUCUAGCUGGACCCAACCCAGAUCCGAUUCAGAAUCCAAAUAACCCGAAUGCAGGUCAAAAUAAAAAGAAAAGCAUAAGUGGAACGACACUAGUUGGUGUCGUUUUGGGAGCUGUAUUUGGCGUCAUCUUAGUUUUCAUUGUCGUUUUCUUCGUUUUUAGAAGUAAAAGGAAAACCAAAGGGGAAAUGGCUACAACAACAAAAGUAUCAAAGUCUUCUGCGACAUCGAAGUGGGGUCCACUUUCAUUUUCAACAACGAAAUCAAGCAACACACAAAACUCACUGCCGUCAGAUCUCUGUCGUAGUUUUUCUCUCCUAGAGAUACGUGCUGCCACGAACAACUUUGAUGAACUUUUCAUUGUUGGUGUAGGAGGAUUCGGCCACGUGUACAAAGGCUACAUCGACAAUGGUGCCACACCGGUUGCGAUUAAGAGACUUAAACCGGGUUCACAACAAGGUGAAAAUGAGUUCAUCAACGAGAUUGACAUGCUCUCGAAGCUUCGUCACCUUCACCUCGUUUCUUUAAUCGGUUACUGCAACGAGAAUAAUGAAAUGAUCAUUGUUUAUGAUUACAUGGAACGUGGAACUUUACGUGAUCAUCUCUACAACACGGAGAAUCCUGCUUUAUCAUGGAAACAACGAUUGCAGAUUUCAAUAGGUGCAGCACGUGGGUUACAUUACCUUCAUACAGGUGCAAAACACACGAUCAUUCACCGUGAUGUGAAAACGACGAAUAUUCUGUUAGAUGAGAAAUGGAAGGCUAAGGUUUCUGAUUUUGGGCUUUCGAGAAUUGGGCCUACAGGUAUUACUAAGGCCCAUGUUAGCACCGUUGUUAAAGGGAGUGUUGGGUAUUUAGAUCCUGAGUAUUAUAAACGACAGCGUUUAACAGAGAAAUCUGACGUGUACUCGUUUGGUGUGGUUUUAUUUGAGAUACUAUGUGCUCGGCCGCCUCUAAUUAGAACCGCGGAGAAGAAACAAGUGUCACUUGCUGAUUGGGGGAGGUAUUGUUAUAAAAAUGGGACCCUAGGGAGUAUUGUAGACCCUUCGGUGAAGUGGAGUAUAGCACCAGAGUGUUUGAGAAAAUUUGGUGAGAUUGCAGUCAGCUGUUUGUUGGAUGAUGGAACAAUGAGACCAUCAAUGAACGAUGUUGUUUGGAUGUUGGAGUUUGCAUUGCAGUUACAAGAGAGUGCGGAACAACGCGAGCAUGUUGUUAUUCCGCAUACUCUUGGCCGGAUUGAUGACUUGGAAGGUGAGAAAAGAGGCGAAAAUGAUGACGUGUUUAGUAGUGGAACCAGUGUGGCACAUGUUUCAGAUUUUAAUAAGAGUAGUGAAGUGAGUGUGAGUACUAUGACUACUAGUAGUAGUGGAGAUAAUAGCUAUGGUUAUAAUAAGGAAAGUGUUUUCUCUGAAAUUGUGGAUCCAAAAGCACGUUGAGGAAAAUCAGUUAGUUGAGGCAAAGUGUUAUUUAUGCUUGAAAAUGUACUAGCUAGAUACUCAAAAUUUGUGUGCAUUUUUUUUUUCCUAUUUUUUAUAUGUUAGUUUCUUGAAGUUGAAAUAAUGUAACUUGUACAGGAAUCAAAUUUCUUA
Trifolium pratense (red clover) is the source of this 3152-nucleotide messenger RNA. Its product is annotated as receptor-like protein kinase FERONIA. Gene Ontology annotation, molecular function: ATP binding; protein kinase activity. Gene Ontology annotation, biological process: protein phosphorylation. Lineage: Eukaryota; Viridiplantae; Streptophyta; Magnoliopsida; Fabales; Fabaceae. The transcript has 2 exons. The coding region runs from base 300 to 2999 and encodes 899 amino acids. The record is from RefSeq and is a predicted model, not a curated record.